This is a messenger RNA of Humulus lupulus (European hop), 1552 nucleotides long. RefSeq lists its product as uncharacterized. The transcript is spliced from 6 exons. The coding region runs from base 330 to 1070 and encodes 246 amino acids. The record is from RefSeq and is a predicted model, not a curated record. Lineage: Eukaryota; Viridiplantae; Streptophyta; Magnoliopsida; Rosales; Cannabaceae.
AGAGCAAUAAGGAAGCUCAGAAGAAAAAACGGAAAGAGAAAAAAGGCUGUGACUUUAUGCCUUAUUAGGACUUUGAAGCUAUCUUCUUCUUCUUCUCUGAACCCUUACAAAAUCGCCGUCUCAGAUCUAAUCCAGCUAUAUAUUCAUUCAUAUUUAUGUAUACGAUUCUCUAGUUCUUUUAUGGACCAUCUUCUCUAAUCGUUCGUCUUUAUUCUUAAGGAUUUGAUCGAUUUUUUUUGGGUUGUGGUUUGUUGUUGUUGUUGUUAUUCUUUGAUUCAUCAUCGUUUUCUACUUUAUUAAGCCGAAAGCCGAUCUGGGUUUUUCUCUGAAUGGAUCAUCCUUCAGGUUCACUGAGUUUUGGCAACAAUUUGACACCAUUGGAAUUAGAACUAAAGCAGAUUCUAGAAGGGGAUAUGAGUGAGUUACGAAGGGGGGAAAUGUUGUUAGAGUUGGAUCUCAAUGACCCUCCAGUUCCUUUUGACUAUGGAAGACCUCAUGCCUAUGUGCAUCAUCAUUUUAGGCAACAAACUCCUAAGGAUUUUGAGGUCAUCGAUGAUGACGUUGCUAUAAUUUCCUCAAGGAUAUUUGCUGAAGCCAAAAACAAUCCCAGCAGAAACCUUGAGGUGAGAAAUGUGGUCGAGCCAGGAAUAGAAGUGAACAAUAACCGUGCAGAUGCUUCAACUUCCUAUCCCCUUCAACGCAACAAGCGCAGAAGAUUAUUAAGAAAUCAAGCAGUUUUGAACUGGGAGCUGUACAUGAAUUCAGAAGAGUGUUCCAAAGUUCAGAUAAAGAAUGAGCCCAUACUUUCAGCAUCUGAGAUGGUGGCACCAGCACCAGCAGCAGCAGCAGCAGUACCAGCACCGGCACCAGCAGCAGCAGCAGCAGCACCAUCCUUCAAUUGCCCAAUAUGUAUUGGUCCAAUGAGUGAAGAAACAUCUACAAAAUGUGGUCACAUUUUCUGCAAAAAAUGCAUUGAAGCAGCAAUUAAAGUUCAGCACAAGUGCCCAACAUGCCGCCACAAACUUAGAAUAAAAGACAUUAUCAGGAUCUACCUUCCUACCAGCACCUAAAUGAGAAGCAUUUAAAGCACUCAUAAUUGCCAAGCAUAGGUAUUGUGUUGGGGGAAGGUAUGCCAUUAUUUUGUGACUUUACUCAAAUCAUUGUUGGGUGAGGGUUGCUAUAUCUAUAACUUGAGAUAGGUUUGGUUAGCUGGGUUUUGCAUUUGUAUAGUUCAAAAGAAUUUGCUCCUUCAAAUCUUCAAAUACUCAAUUGGUGACCGCUUGAGGAGGUCCGGUAGGCGUUCGUUUUGGAAGCUUGGGGUUAGUUAGAUUUGCUAAUAAAGGAGUAUCUUUUUAUUAACUGCAUUCUUGAUGUACUAUUCAAUCUUUUAUCAAAAAACAGAUGCCAUUAUUUUGAACAAAAUCACUCAACUAUAUGAGUGAUGUUUCAUUUAUAAUAUGAUGGCUUUUUUUGGGUUGCAACUGAUUAAGGAUUAAUUGGUAUGAAAUGAUAACUUGGGCAUUUAUACAUUUACAAAUUAUUUGGUAUCCAA